This is a messenger RNA of Aspergillus campestris IBT 28561, 4107 nucleotides long. RefSeq lists its product as uncharacterized. The record is from RefSeq and is a predicted model, not a curated record. NCBI's taxonomy places the organism in Eukaryota, Fungi, Ascomycota, Eurotiomycetes, Eurotiales, Aspergillaceae. The transcript has 3 exons. Bases 478 to 3993 code for a protein of 1171 amino acids.
CUGCGUUGGAGCUAUCAUCUUGGCCCUGGUCUUUUUUGCCGGACUGGACCAUGAGGAACCAUUGUUGUCCCCCUCAAACAACAAUGCGAACCUCUGGUUAAUAUCCCAUUCGUGGAGGCGAGUGGAAACGGGGGGUUCGGAUCGGCCUGUUUUGAACCACUGAAGUCUGAAUCAACCCCAGUUGUCGCUUCAGGGGUCCAGAGUCCAGACAGAUCAGUUCCGUAUACUCCAUGACCUUCUCAGGGUGCGUAGAAUUCACAUAUAAAUAGCCCGCGAUGCGCCGGGGGGAUUUGUAUCUUCUGUCUUCGUCCAGUCAACAUUCUUUCUCUUUUCUCUCUCUUGUUUCUAUCUUCUUGUAGUGCUGUGCACACAACUUUCCCUGGCGGAGUCAUACACAAAACGUCUUACCUUCUUUAUACACAUCGAAUUACUUUUCCUUCCAAACAAAUCUUUCAGCCCACUCAUUCCACAUUCAUCAUGAAGAUUUCUGCUGUCAUUGGAGCUGUCGUCGCCAUCUGCGUCGCCCCGGCUGUUGCUUUAGGCCAAGGUCAAGCCACGAGCGUCCCUGCGUCUUCUGCCACUCCCACUCCUUCUGUGACGCCUUCCAUUACUCCUUCGCCUAUUCCGUCGAGCAGACCUCUCCCCUCAAAGGCUUCUAUCUUCACGUUGUCGACUCCAUGCGCGAGCGUGAGCGACGUUCCUCUGCCCGAGUUGUUCCGCAUGGCCCAGAACGCUCAGAGGGAUCGGGACGCUCAGAAGGAUCAGAACGCUCAGAAGGAUCAGAACGCUCAGAAUGGUCCGGCUGCCACUGCCUUCCCGUUCAAGCGGUCCCACCCCCGCCAGAAAUCCCGUGCGCCGGCCAUCUCGACAUUUGGAUUCUCCCCGCCCGCUUCUCUCCUCCGCGAGAUCCUCCGUCGUGUCAUGAAAAGGUGCCUGGGUCCAGCUCGUCUGCCGUGUCUGGGCUGCAGGUUCAUCUCACCUCCUCCUUCGAUAUCGCACCCUCGCGCUCUACUCCCACGAGCCCGCCAGGUCGGGAGACCUUUCCCGGGGAGGCGACAAUGGAGUCGCCCGUUCUCCGCGCACACCAGGCCUCCGAUCGACCGCCGAUUACUCGAGAAGCAUGUUCAGCUAGAGAUGAAGAGAUGUCCGGUUCCGGGGCCGCAAGAGAAAAACCCUGAGGCAUGGCUCUCACUGCUGGACCAAUACAUUCCGCCGUCGUUGCGAAAAUCCCCCGAGGAUGCCGCGCCGGAUGCUACUGCGUCGGACGGUACGGCCGCCAGCGCGGCCGACUCGCUGAUACAGACGAUCGAGUUGACCAAUCUGCUUUUCCAUGCGAGGAUGUCGGGAAACUUGGGCCUUUUGUCACAGCUGGGAUUUCGGAAACACAAUUGGCCUGCGGUUCACGCCUUGUUGAACCGUUUGCUGGAUGCCGCGGACACCCUCAACGAGGUCGCAGUCCCAUCCCGGCCGCUGUCUAAUCUUGACUGGGGCUUGGGCUCGUCGGAAUCGCUGGAUGAACUGACUGCUAAGCGACAAAAACCGGUACCACGGCUCGUGCCGGGCUCAGAGGUACCGCUGGUUCCUGGAUUUACUAGCCUUGACGCGAUAACGGAGCGACCGCUGGCAGAUGACCACUCGAAGCGGUUCAUGGCAGAACUGUGGCCGUCUCUGGGCUCGAUUAUACUUGAUGCGGCCGAUGCACCUCCCAGUGAAGCGAAGCUGGCCAUGUCCUAUGUCUUCCAAAUUCUGGCUCGCAUGCACCACUCCGGUGCGGUCUCCGACAGAGUGUAUAAGUACGUCCCUGGGGAGGAACUCUACAAGAACACCCUUCGACCUCCGGGUAUCCACUUGCUUUCUACCCAUAUUGUGAGUGUCCUGUCGGAUGCGGCCUGGCUAGUGCACGAAGCAGAAGUCGCAGCCAAGGCGGCGGCAGCGGGCGAAGACUCCCCUUACGUACCAUUCAAGAUGGGUAUUCGCGAAUUGGGGCCGGAAAUCUGGCUGGAAUUCAUCCUCUGGUGCUGUGUGGAACACGGUCAUGUGACAGAAGGCAUAUGGCUUAUAGAACAGAUGAAAAAGCGGAAAGGGGACCAGGCGUGGGGAUUCCGAAGUUGGAAACCUCUUCUGGAAGAUUCAACUUUGGUGAGAGACACCAACAUCGACCGGGAAGACUCGUGGCGCCAGCCGGGUAGUGACCUUCGCCCCUCGACCCCACGGAGACGGGUUAAUUCGACUCCUUUCAAUGGGCUGGGGAAGCGGACGGUCAGUGAGGAAGUCGUCGCUUCGUUGCUAGACAACCUCCCCAACCUGGUAUAUCUAGGACUCGGUUUUCGAGGCGUCUCGCCAACGGCACUCAUCCGCUCCGCGUCGUCGUUGAAGUUCGCGUUAACGCCGUCCAGUUCCGACAGCGAGCUUCUCCCAACGUCCAGAUCGUCCAAUUGGUUCACCGUGCGUGUCCUGGAAUCGGGUGGCUUCGACGCAAAGAGCGAUCCUCAAGCCUUUGAAAACCUCCUAAGACUUACUCCUCACGUCGUACCCCCUUGGGAAAGCAAUCUAGAGUUGAGGGACGAGGAUCUGGAUCCCCUUACUCCCUCUCAGCUCUACGAUGAAACUGCGGCCUUGUCUGGACUGAUCGAAUACAACAUCCGAUAUUACGCCUUGCAGCGACUCUGUGGCGAUGCUAUCAAUGCUUUCGAGUGGUUACAGGCCGUGACUGACGCGAGUAAGAUGCAACGCAUCGGCGACUUUUUUUCCUCAUCGAUACUAGAUCAACCCAGGGUGGACUGGUUCCCUACGUUUGACAUGGCCCGCCUUCCCGCCCUGCGGGUGUUCGAGUCCUCAAUCCCGCAGGUCUCAAACAUCACACUGGCCCAUAUGCUCGACCUAGUCACCGUGUCUCGAGAGUAUGCAUUCGGCGAGUGGAUGCUCUUCUCCAGCGACAUCGACGGUUCCCCUAUCCCUCCCAGCGCCUACGGUGACCAAGCACUAGCCCCCGCGAUCAUCCGGUUCGCGGCAGCCACAAAGAACACCGCUCUCUGCGACGCCACCACCUCCUCUCUCGGCCAGCCCCUCUCCGCAAACAUCCUGCGCACUCUACUCAACUUCCGGAUCGCAAUGGGCCAAUGGGACCAGGUCGUCCCAAUGCUCGAAUACCUGCGCGAAUACCGCGCCAAAUCCUGGGGCCACAGCAACGUCGCAGCGCUCGCAGCGGCGAUCAUCCGUCUCGAGCACGCCGCUCAACAGAACCCCGCCGAUCCACAAACAACAAACGAACUCACCCAAGCAAAAGACAUCCUCCGCCGACUCCUAAGCGGCGAAUUCAACGAACCCCACCGCCACUCCGAAACCCACUACCAAGACCGCUCCCUCCACGGCCUCAUCCGCCUCUUCCGGUCCAUCCCAGGCGGCUCCCUCAAAGACACCGCAACAGCCGCCUCCACCGCCCUCCGCGCCCGUUUCUCUCCCUCCCCGCACAGCGCAAUCCCCUACAUCCCGGCCGCAACCUUCCACCCGAUCCUCUCCGCCAUAGUCGACACGCAGGGCAGCGCAGCCGGCAAGCGCCUCUGGGACAGAUGGUGCCUCGACCUGAAGUCGCCAACUCUCCGCCGUCUCCAAGAGGGCGGCAUCCCCAGGCUAUACCUGAACAAAGAGCGCAACCGCGCGCGAGGCGACCCACACUUCGACGCGCAGUACUUCAAACAGAUCCAAAGCAAGGCCGUGCUUCCCAACGCUAAUACCAUCCGCAUCAUCGCCCAGGCGGCUUUGAAGGAAUACAACGAGUACCAGUCUUCUUCUACCUCCUCGUCUUCCACAGAAUCAACUCCACCCGAACAAGCGGCCGCCAACAGCGAUAGGCACAACCCCGCCCGACCAAUCCUCGAAUUCUGCAUCGAGAAAUUCGAAACCUUCCGGGUUCGCCGCCGCGAGAUCAACCGCGAGGUAGGCGGUUUGCUCUAUCGACGACGGAGGGAGAGGGGUCAGUCUAAGACACGUUGAGGGGUGCUUUCCGCUGUCUAAAAUGGUGACUAUAUUACUCUUAUACAGUUUCAGCAUAUGUAUUAUCUAUAUACAAGAUUUCUAGCGUCUGUUCUUUGUUUUGACCACUGUGAU